Penicillium cosmopolitanum is the source of this 837-nucleotide messenger RNA. RefSeq lists its product as uncharacterized. The transcript has a single exon. The record is from RefSeq and is a predicted model, not a curated record. The coding region runs from base 1 to 837 and encodes 278 amino acids. NCBI's taxonomy places the organism in Eukaryota, Fungi, Ascomycota, Eurotiomycetes, Eurotiales, Aspergillaceae. Gene Ontology annotation, cellular component: cytoplasm.
AUGACGACUCCCGAGGACGCAUUCCAUGUACUCGCCGACCUUUUCACUUCAAGAGGCAAUGACGUCCUAGAUAUCGACACUACCCUCUCAACUCUAGAAGCGCCAUUCAUAAAACAUGGCACCUCGAUCGGAGUCACCAAGAAAUGCCUGGUGCAGGCCUUUACAGUCUCCCGACAGCUCUUUAUCAAGCAUUUAAUGCCCAUGACCUCGACCGACUUCGAGGCGGAGGUUUCCAAUUCGAACCAGAGCACCGAAUUGAAGGUGCCAAAGCAAAUAAUCACGGAGAUCAUGUUAUUAUUUGAUUCUGAACAUCUCACCGCGUGCAACUGGCGCAAGAAAUGGCUGCUGGCAGCUAUUUCGCGCGACAAUGAGACCAGCCAAGCCACCUCUUCAUCGGAAAAGAUCUUGGAGACAGAGCUCACGCUCAUGCAAACAUAUCAAGGCUCGCCAUUAAGUCGACAUACCAAAUCUCCCACCCUUUGGUCUCACCGUUUAUGGGUACUAGAUGUCUUGACUAGGCUGCGCAGGCCUACGGUAUCGACUCUAUUAAAGCGCGAACGGGCAGAACUCGAUAUUGUGCUUCGUGCCGGGGUGUUACAUCCGAAGAACUUUUAUGCCUUUACAUAUAUGCGGAGGCUGCAUUCUUAUAUUACAGAUAUCAGCAAAGACCAGGGCGACGCAGAUGCGGAUGCCGACCAGAUGGAACGCGCCGCGGCGAGUUUGGUGGACCCGACGCUGACAUGGUGUCUGUCUCACCCGCGGGAUAUAUCCGGCUGGAUGUUCGCAAUGUACUUGCUCAGCAGAGUGCAGAUGCAGAUCUUCGUUCCGGCACGGUGA